AUGGACCACACUCACAACUCGCCCCACGACGACCCGCCAGUGUCGUUUCUGGACGAGUCAUACACGCGGCAACUGCUGUACGGGCCGUCGGCAAUCUCUUAUCCGGAGAUUGACCCCAACCGAGACGCGCGAGUGCUGCUGCUAUGCGACUCGCCGCUGACGGACUUUGUGCUCUACGACUCGCACAACCAGCCCCACGACAAGUCGCCGUCGUUCAACCUACGAGCCAUCCCUAACGAUGGCCAUUUCCAGGACUCCAUCGUCACCUUGAACCUGCUCAAGGACCUGGCGUUUGGAUCCACGCCCAUGCGGUUUGCGGGCAUCGUCACCAAGCAUCAUCCCAUUCCGCAGCCCCAGCAUCUGGACCGAACCACCGUGGCCGUCACCAAGCUGUUCAAGGUGGCCAUCACUCCCAACGUGUCGUACCCUUGCGCACUGGUGGUGUUCAUUUCGGUCCCCAACAAACGGCGCAACCUGCUGCCAGCGCACUGGCAGCAUCUCUCGCGCGACAUUGCCGAGCUCAGACUGUUGCUGUCCAAUAAACUGAGCGACUUUCUGCCAACCUUCAUGCGCGAGAAACGCCCUACUAACGAACAUAGUUCGAGUCUGGCCCACGCUGCCAGAGCCUACUUUUCCUCCGACGAAAUCAUCAAGUCCGCUGUCAACUGCUUCCGCAUUUCGUUUGUGUCCCGACUCCGUAUCCCUCGCGUAGUCUGUGGCCAAAAGAAGGACGUGGCCGAGGAGCUCAAAUGGGCCCGGCAGCAGUACGACCCCGGCUUUGUCAACCAGAUUCUCGCCGAGUACAGCCGUCUGCGUCACUCCAACGACGAGAGCACGCUGACUAACCGGGCCGUGGUAGUCUCCUCAGACAAAAUUGCCGCCCGACGCAUUGUCUACCUUCUCGCCAGCACCAUGCCCGGCAUUGGUUCUUCUAUGGAGAAGUGUGGCCAGUGCCAUUUCCAUCAGGUGCUAGAGACAGACCCGUCUCUGGCGUCUACACAAGAGGACAUUACUCUGACGACUGUAGCCCCUCCCAUGGAGGAGGUCCAGCCUGUUCGUCCUCCUUCCAUCAACUCCGUCACCGAGGGUCUGACAGGCUGGGAGAUUCCCCAGAGAGCACGGGCUGUGUCCUCGAACCAGCAGUGUGUGAUGCCUCACGUUGUGCGGCCCUCGUUCUCCUCGUCUUCCCUGUCGUCAUCUCUUUCGCAUUCUCUGUCGCGGUCCAAGAGCCAGAGCCAGGUGCCAUUCUUCGAUGGUCUCAAGCGGUCGCUGACGUCCCAGGGCUCCAUGACCUCGCUCUUUUCGCUGUGGAGUCCAACUGCCGGCAGUGGCGGCGCUAGCAGCAUCCCCACCAGCAACAAUGCUGCCUACCUUCGGUCUCUGUCGCACUCGCAAGAGUCGCCGACGUCAAAAUUUUCGUCGUCGUUUGCGCGGUCGUCGGUGACGUCUCUGGAUGACUUUUCCGAGCAUCUAGACCUCGACAGCGAGCUGGAGGAGCGCACUCCCACAGCUGUGAUUUGUCAUGAGCAUAGUGAGGUCAAGUUUUCGGUUGAGACCAGUCAGACAGACGAUUCCGUUAUCGACGUGAACUUUUCCAACGUCGAGGCGCUCUUCUGGGAUAAGGACCAGCACGAGACUUCGAUGGAAUGUGAGAAGGACGACAGCGAGUCUAGUUUGGAUCCCGACAUGGUGUCCAUUGACAAGACUUCGUUCAAAGUGCUUCCUCCGGUGGCCGGCUACCUGCCCGAUUUGCAUCCGGAUUUCAGUGUUCAGGCGGUUCCCUACUGCCGAGGAUUUGAGGAGAAACUCAAGUCUGCGAUGCUGCGAGACGAUCUUCCUGGCGAGACCCUGAUUGUGGACCUGGACAAUGUUGUGUGUCACCAACUGUGGCUGGUGCGCAGUGAGGACGAGACGGAAAUGUGGAAGUUUGGCAACAAGAAGCUUGGUCCUGGAAAGCCUGAUUUCGACUUGACCAGCGUGUUUGAGGGUGCCGACGAGGACGACAGUGAUAUUGUGUUGGAAUAA
Molecule: messenger RNA, 2025 nt
Organism: Yarrowia lipolytica CLIB122
Lineage: Eukaryota; Fungi; Ascomycota; Dipodascomycetes; Dipodascales
Source: RefSeq, a predicted model, not a curated record